[Torrubiella] hemipterigena is the source of this 1284-nucleotide messenger RNA. Lineage: Eukaryota; Fungi; Ascomycota; Sordariomycetes; Hypocreales; Clavicipitaceae. The record is from the annotation of a GenBank genome assembly.
CCGAAAAGUCGCUUUUUGGCUGCUGGAACCGCGAUUUGCAUCACCAAAAACGACAACCACACGAUGUUUGGCCCCUUCCGAAUCACAAACCCGCUAUCCGGUGGUCUUCUCUGGAAGAUCCCGUGGCGCCUGUCCAAGUUCCAGAAGCGCCGCCACAGAAUGCGCCUGCAGGCCGUCGACAACGUCGUGGCCACCCUCGACGCUGCUCUCGCAAAGAAGGGCCAGACACUCGAGGCCCUUGAGAGAUGGAAGGAGGAGAUGCCUACCGAGGCUGAGAUGCUGCCUAGAGACAAGUACACCGUCUUUGACCGCAACGCCAAGCGCUACAGAAAGGGAAUUCACAAGGUACCAAAGUGGACGAGAGUAUCGCAACGCAUCAACCCUCCUGGUUUCUAAGCAGAUUCGACAUCAAUUGGGCGAGGGGAAGGACGACCGACGCAGCGAAGGGGGGGAACGAAGGUCACACGACACAUUGUACAAAAAACACAACUGCAUCAUCUGGUUCAAUCAUUUAUUUAUUUUCACGGGUUGGGGGACGACAAAAAGAAAGCUUACACUGCAUUUUCUUUCUUGGAAUGGACGAAGCAGGUGCACAUGCUUCACGCAACGCAAUCAACACUUGUAACAAUAGAACACAUAAUACUUUUCACAAUCUCUCACAUAGCGCUCGCCUUUUGAUAUGGUGGUAUUCGUAUUGAACAGUAAAAGUACAAAAGAAGCAAAACGCCAUAGCCCUAUUUAAUCUGGAAUUUACCUGUAACGGUCAUCUUCAUCGUAGUCGCCGUCGCCUCGGACGGCGCGCCCAACACCACCACGGCCCUCGUCAAAGUCCUCGCGGUACUCGUCACGGACCUGACCGCCCGACUUGCCGCGGCCGUACUGGCGGCCCUCUUCGAAUCCAGGGUCCAGAUCUGUGCGGAUGAUACGCUCGUCCAGCUUGGUGCCACCAAUGUACUUCAUGCAGUCGAGGGCGUCGGCGUGUGUGUAGUAUUCGACAAAGCAGAAGCCACAGGGCGUCUUGCUGAAGCGGUCGAGGCCCAUGACGAGGCGCUUGAUUUCGCCGCACUUGGAGAAGAGCUCGUGUACUUGUUCCUCGGUUGUGUAGAAGGAGCUGUGGCUGAUUGUUAGCGAUACGAUGUGAUAGGUCGGUUGCGGCAAGACGUACAGGUUGCCGACGUAGAGGGUGGUUGCGUUGGCUAGAGGAUCAACCUGGGGCUCGGCGGGCUCUUCACGGUCAUCGUCGCGAUCUCUUCUUCUCUUGUUCUGCUCCAAAGGUUAGCGAAU